UACCAAUGUUUACCCAAAAGAAUACAAAUUGAUCAUUUAGAAAGAGCUCAAAUGAAGGCUCUUAUUCAGUUAGGUAAUGAUCAGGGAGUUCUUCAAACAUGGUAAAAAAUGCAGGACUAUAAGAGUAGAGCUUUACUAACUGAUAUAGUCGAUAGCUGAAAACCUAAACUUGAAGCAUUCUAUACAAAGAGAAUUGGAAAACCAUUAACAAUAAAAAAAAUAAGAUAUUAUGUCACUGAGUACUCGAAAUUAAAAAUACAAAUCCCAAAAUAAAAGUAUCCACACCGCCUCACCGACCAUCUCCAUUACCUUCCUACAGUUGUAUUUUGGGCAUCUCAUUUCAUUAUACUACUUCUAGCUUCAAAUCCCCAAAUCAAAAGUGGUCUUAUUCUUCUUCUCCAGGAAUCAAAUCAUGUGCAUUUCCAUUCUCCAAGUAUAUUCACCGUCCAUCUUCUUUCAUUCACCUUAUAGCCAUUUUCAAACUAUCCCCCAAAUUGAUUCCCCUUUUUUUCUCCGAUUUCUUCAAUUACAACAAGAAUAAUGUGAAUAUAUUGGUUUUUAGAAGUAUGUUGGCGGUGACCUAGGCCCAAGAUGUCGGUGAUGGUGCAAGUUCUGCAAUGCUAUAUAUGUAAAUUGAAUAUGAUGAUGGGCGACGACGGUGUUAGCAACAGACCCGAUAACCGGUGAAAUUCGAAAGCAACAGUCUCGGGGGCGGAACGACAUAAGAGAGUAAGAAACCGAGAGUUAUGACAUAGUUCACUGGGACUUUGGGUUCACCAGAUUGAUGGCCAUGGGGGUUGGAACUUUGGUAGUCAUAGCAAAUUUACCGAGGCUGGAAUUAAAAAAAAAAACGGUUUUUUCAUGAAAUGCCCCUGAGGUUUGCAAUAAUGCACCAAAUACACCUGCGCGUUUCAAAAUUCAUAAAAUACCCCUAAAGUUCCGUACUGUUCAUUAAAUGCUCCUGGAUUUAACGGACGUUAGCUUGCCGUUAGUGACGUUUUACCAAUUUGCCCUUAAUUGUUGUUUGGCGCGAUUUAGGUAACAAUUGUGACUGAAAUUCCAAAAAAAAAAAACUUCUCAACUUCUCUUCUUUCUCUCUCCUUUCCCCUGUUCUUCAACCCUCAUCAAUUCUACUGUAACUGACAAAAUUCUGGGUAGAUCUUCAAGAAUUUAGUGAAAUUUGUUGCGUUCUCUUUUGGCGAGUUCGUGGGUGUUCGUUUGGUGAAUUCGCGACAAAAGGGGGGCAACUUGGAGGCGAUUUAGAGCUUCGGGUGCAGUGGACGAACAAGGGCCCUUUUCCUAGUUGGAUUAUCUACUUCAAGCAAUCAGAAAGUGGUGUAUGGAGAGGGUUGGGGCAAGAUUUGACAUGGCAAUUGAUAUGGAGGAUGGUCAGUUGACUGAGUAUGCCAAGAAAGAGGUGGAUGAAAGAACAGGAGAGUCUAGGUUCUGCUAUGCUACAGCCUGUGGUGGGGGGGAAUUUGAGGUCAGAGAUGCACAUGUGAACUUCCCCAUCAGGUUAUCAACUAGAAGCUGUGGUUGUGGGAAGUGGCAAAUUUCUGUAAUCCCCUGCAAGCAUGCACUCAGGGUGAUUUAUGACCAAAGGCUGAACCCCAUUGAUUUUGUCUCCCCAUUCUUCAAGUCUGCUGCAUACAAGCUUACAUAUGCAGACCACAUUCACCCCAUGUCAGACCCAACACAGUGGCCUAACUUUUCUCUCCCUACCAUUCAGCCUCCAGUCAUCAAAAGACAAGCUGGAAGACCUGCUAAGAAGAGAAAGAGAGGACCAAAUGAACCCAGGGAGGGGAAGAGGAACAACAAUGUGAAAUGUGGAAAAUGCAGGGAGUUUGGUCAUAACUCAAGGACAUGUAAGAAUGGAGGACCAAGCACUUCAGCAGCAGGAGGAGCAAGUACAUCACAAGGGGGUCCAAGGGGGAGGAAAAGAGCAAACACAGCAACUUAACCAUGCACAAAGUUAAAAGUUAGCCAGUUUUUGGUGAAUUGUAGGUGCACAAAGUUAAAAUAGCUUAGGCAAUUUACAGUUAGUAUCACUUUUUGGAAAGAACACAAUUGCUUAGACAAGAUGUUUUUGUGCAGUUUCAGUGGCAUUUGUCCACUUAGAAAUCAGUUUUUGUAAAGCUCAUAUGCUUAAACAAGUGAUGUUAUUGCUUGAAAUUUGUUACAACUCUACUUCAUUGCUAUCCAAAUUAGAAAUGCAAACAUUAUUACACCAAUUUUUAUUGCAAACUUGAAUUGUUGUUUCUGUUGUUUCAUUUUCUUCUUCAAUAGCUUCAACUCUUCAUGCAUUCCCCUGCUUCCUUCUUGCAUUCCCCUGUUUUCUUCUUGCAUUCCCCUGUUUUCAUCAGCUCUGUUUCCCUUGCUUUGAGCUUCAUCAAAUGUCUGCUCAACAAAACCUUUGCACCACUUGAAAUUAUCACAAGGAUCACACUUGUAGUAAAGCUUUUGCGGAUUUUUAGCCGUUUCCGAGCUCCUAAUUGCAAAU
Spinacia oleracea (spinach) is the source of this 2500-nucleotide messenger RNA. RefSeq lists its product as uncharacterized. The transcript is spliced from 2 exons. Bases 1340 to 1960 code for a protein of 206 amino acids. Lineage: Eukaryota; Viridiplantae; Streptophyta; Magnoliopsida; Caryophyllales; Amaranthaceae. The record is from RefSeq and is a predicted model, not a curated record. Gene Ontology annotation, molecular function: nucleic acid binding; zinc ion binding.